AUGGAAGGGUCUCAGGGCCAGUCUGGCCAGCAGCAGCAGCAGCCCAUGGUACAACCUCAGCAACACUCCAAUCUGAUCCGGACCGACCAGGUACAAAAGCUACCGCACUUGAAUGAUCAGCAGAAGGCCCAGCAUACGCAGCUGGUGCGCAACCUCUGGGAGUCUCUAAAUACCCGCGACCCACAGAGCCAUGAUUAUCAGACCGCCCAUAUGAAACUCACUCAGCUGUCUCAAAACCUCAUGAAGGGAAUGCGCAUGUUUCAGCAGAACCUCCAACAGAACCGGCAGGUGCUCCAGCAUCAAGCCCAGGCAGCAGCUGCGGCGCAGCAGCAGGGACAACCAGGGCAGCCAGGGCAGCCCGUGCAACGACCGCAGUCGAACAACCCACAAAAUUUGUCCCAGCUUCUUCCCCAGAUUUCAGCCAAAGUCAGCUCGUUGAACUUCUACCUCCCGCCGAACGUCACGCAGGAACAAGUGCAGACAUGGAUUCCAGAGGCUCGGUUGCGCUAUGGAAUCGCGCUUCAGAAGCAGGAGGUGGGCCGUGCUCGAAUGGCAGAAGUACGAGGCCAAUUUAAUACCCGACAGGCUGCAGGAAAUAUGACACAAGAAGAAGUGCAGGACCUCAAGAACCGACAGUUAGCGGCGGAGAAGCUGUUCCGAGAGGGAAGCGAUUUCUUGACCAAGUUCAAGGAACAGCAAGAAAGCUUCAAAAUCCAGGCGCAGCAGAAUCAGCAGAUGAGUCAACAAGCACAGUCAACAAUCGCUCCUCCUGCGCAGGUUGCUACUCCUGUGGCGCCGCCAGUGCCAGCGGCCGCGCCUCCACCAGCGCCAAAUACUCAACCCGGCAAUGUGACGAACGCCAUGCCAGGCCAGGCGCCGACCCCAGCACCACACACUAUCAAUUCGGCCGUUAAUGCCGCACGUAAUCAAGCUGGACAGGCAAUGUCUCCCUCGACCUCCCAACCGGGACAAGCACCACAAACCUCUUCCGGCGGCACCACCCCCGUACCUCCGAAUGCUCAACCGCCUGGCCAGCGACCUCAACCGCCAUCGCAGCAGGGAACUCCAGGUGCUCAAAUCACCUUCAGUCAAACUCCCAAUCCCGAUGGAUCCACUCCGACGCCAACAGGUGCCCCGCAAAUGCCACAGGGACCACCACGCCCGUUAUCACAUCAAGUUGCUGUUCAACAAGCUGCCAACUACAACACCGCGAAUCAGGGCCAGUCGAACCAACAAAACAUCAACCAGGCUGCAAAUAAUCAGGGUCAUCCUCCAGGCUAUCUAGCAAAUCGAUCUACCGAGGCGUCCACUCGCAAUAUCAACAUGGUCAUCCCCAAGAACCUGAAUGUCUCAACACCAGAGCCCGUCCCCAUGCCUGCUCCCCGACCCUCCAUGUCCGGCGGCCCUGGCCACAGCCAGAUGGGCAUGAUGGGUCAGCCCGCUAUUCAAAAGCACCCAGGAUACGUACUUGAGGGUGAAGGUCAACAUGUGCUCAGCAAGAAGAUGCUCGACAUCCUCGUGCGCCAGGUCACCGGCGGCGGUGAGGGCGAAAUGCUGACCCCUGAUGCAGAAGAAUUCAUGCUGCAAAUGGCAGACGACUUCGUCGACGACGUGAUAUCUCAGGCCUGCCGCCUCGCCAAGCUGCGCCCGUCAUCGACCCUCGAGAUCCGCGAUAUCCAGCUUAUCCUCGAGCGCAACUAUAACAUGCGCAUCUCGGGCUUCGCCACUGACGACCUCCGCACUGUCAAGAAGCCUCAGCCUACCCAGGGCUGGCUACAGAAGAUGUCCGCCAUCCAAGCGGCCAAGGUCACACAGGGCCGGAAUGAGUAG
Penicillium macrosclerotiorum is the source of this 1830-nucleotide messenger RNA. Its product is annotated as putative transcription initiation factor TFIID subunit 12. Gene Ontology annotation, biological process: DNA-templated transcription initiation; RNA polymerase II preinitiation complex assembly. Gene Ontology annotation, molecular function: DNA binding; protein heterodimerization activity; TBP-class protein binding. Bases 1 to 1830 code for a protein of 609 amino acids. Gene Ontology annotation, cellular component: transcription factor TFIID complex; SAGA complex; SLIK (SAGA-like) complex. The transcript has 2 exons. NCBI's taxonomy places the organism in Eukaryota, Fungi, Ascomycota, Eurotiomycetes, Eurotiales, Aspergillaceae. The record is from RefSeq and is a predicted model, not a curated record.